Messenger RNA from Meloidogyne enterolobii, 2657 nucleotides. NCBI's taxonomy places the organism in Eukaryota, Metazoa, Nematoda, Chromadorea, Rhabditida, Meloidogynidae. The record is from the annotation of a GenBank genome assembly.
CUGCUGAAAUGAAUUUAUACGAAGAAGCAGCUAAAUGUCUUUAUAAAAUUGCUUCAAGAAAAUGUGCAAAAUCUAUAGAAACACCAAUUGUUGUUAGUUUAUUUAGAGAUGCUCCAAUGCAACGAAUUUUGACGGCAGCUAAUUUAGCAGCAGCAGAUAGUUCUACAAGUUGUGAACAUUAUAAAUAUUUAAAGGCUCUACUAGAUCUCUUAUGUGCAUUGGGUAUUCAUUUAUCAGAAGUUUGGACUUAUGUAAUGAAACCUCCACCUAAUUUUUCACUUUAUAUUUCUGCUUUGUCUGCAUUUUUUGUUCAUCCUUCAAUUUAUAUUCGUGCUGAAACUGCUCAAGUUAUUGCAACAUUUUGUUCCAACGAAAAAAUCUCAACCAACGAAGACUUUUUAAAAUAUAUUCCUCAAUUGUUGAAAGUAUUGCCUAGAACAAUGAGCAAGACAUGUUCUCCAACAAUUGGACAAGAAGAUUUAACAUUUCAAUAUUCUCGAAUGGAUUAUGAAAAUAAAGAGGAUUUGCAAAGGGAAUAUUUAAGAAUACGUGAAUACUGCCUUCGAAUAAUCCGAGAAACAAUGCCAAAUCAUUUCGAUAAAUUAUUUGAUGUUGUAAAUGAUUGGGUAGUGAAUAGAUGUGUUGUGCAGCCUCAAGAAGUAACUCCAGAUGAAUGGGAAUUAAUGAAACGUUUUUUAACUGCAGUAAUAUCAGGUUCAUAUCAAAAUGAAUUGUUAACAACUAUAGAAGUUCGAAAAAAAUAUUUGCAAUUAUUUGAUGUUAUUUUCAAUUGUUGUUUAAAUAUUUUAAAUAAUUCGGGGACAACAGCACCAACAACUCUUCCAAAUUUUAUGAAUGGACUUUUAUCAACAUUGUCUUCAUUUUUCCAAAUUUUUGAAAAUUUUGGGGAACGAAUUUUAAAUGUAUUGGAUCUGCUAAAAUUAAUUUUGUUAAUUAAUAAUGAAAAUAAUUUAAAUGUUGAAAUUACUGCAACUAAAAGGCAUUGUAUAGCAUUGUUGUUAAAAAUUGUUUCUGUUUUUCCUGAACAAGUUAAGCCAUAUGCACGUAAUGUAUUCGAUUUAGUUGGUCAAGUAUCUAAUAAUGUUUCAAUGAUGCAAAGAUCCAAUUUAGUUCAUGUUUUGGCUUCAUUAAGCAAUUUAGCUUCGACUGUAGAAGAAAAAACUUUAUUUUUAAGAAAUGCUAUUUCAUAUGAUAUUAAUUAUAUUGAACAAGAAUCCUUCUCAACUUCAAUGGAAAAUUUUUUGAAUAAUACUGGAUUGAGUUUUGCACCUGAUUUGAAGGCUAUAGCUAGUCAAUCAUGUCCAUAUUACUUGAGUAGACUUAAUCUAAAAGCAAGUUUAACAGCAUUAGAGGGAGUACUAAAUCAAGUAGAAGUGCCAAAUAAUGAAUCAUCAUCAGCUAAUAUUUUUAAUUUAUUUUUUACUGUGUUGCCGAAAAUAUUUCAAUUUUGCAGAUGUUUAACUUCAAUUUAUAUGCCCGAAUAUUCUUCUAAAGUUCAUCCAAUUUAUGGUUUGAGUAUUUUGGAAAUGGUGCCGUCUGAAAGGCAAACACUUGUUUCCUCAAUAACCUUAGAACAAGAUAGUAAUGGAGCUGAUUCUAAAAAGUUUGAAGAAUUUGAAGUUGGACAAUUCUCUAAUGGAUAUGGAAAUCAAGAAAUUGCCAUGUUUAUGAGGAAAUUUAUUGUGGAGAUCUCAGAUUUAAUUCAAAGCAUUCUUGGUUUAUUCUUCUUCAAAUUUCCUUUAAAUAUUUACUCAAUAAAUAAUUCUACUGAAUUAAUUACUGGAACAUUAUAUGCAAUAGAUAAUGUACCAAAUUUUCGUUUGAGGUUUUGGUUACGGAGAGCAUGGUCCAGAAUAAUAACUUCUUGCCCUGAACAAUAUUCGAAUACAAUAAUUCCAUUGGUUACCCGUCUUUCCUUUCAUUUACAAAAAAGAUUGGUGGAACAAUGGUUAUUAAUUAAACAAACACAAACAACUGAUGAAUAUGAACCUACAGAAGAGGAAUUAAUUGCUGAAAGUACAAUGAGCUUAUUAACAAGAGAAUGUUCCUAUUUUAUUGUUCAUUUUAUUCUUGGCGAAACAUUUUCACUUAAAAGUGCUAGAAGAGAUAUUCCUUUACCAAUAACUUUAAUAUCUAGAAAAUUAAUGGAAAAUGAGACUGUUCGUUUAGCUAUAAUUGGUUUAUUAGCAAGAUUAAUUACAUGUCCAGAUUCUCAAGCUGUUGUAAAAUGUAUGCCUGCAGUUACAGUUAUUGUACAUGAAUAUUUUUCAACAUUUGAUGAACAAACAUCAAUAGAAUUACUUGUUUGUAGUAUUAAAAGUUUACAAAUGUUUUCAAAUGAUGAAUUAGCAACAGGCCCAUUAUUAGUUUUAAUUUAUGAUAUUUAUUCCUAUUUACGUCCAAAAUAUCCUUCAUUACUUGAAGUUAUUAAACAGGUCCCAACAUGUUUACCAGAAAAUAUUUCAACAUUUGAUACACGUAUAAUGUCAAUGGUACAACCUGAAGAUGCCAAAAAUUUUGAUAAAAUUAAAAAAGAUUUGGUUAGAAAAGUGUUGACAUCGACAAAAUCGCGACUUCACUACAGAAAAGCUUCAUCUGAAACUAAUGGAGGAGAUGAAUUAAAAGAAAUGGAAUGA